Molecule: messenger RNA, 3141 nt
Organism: Phytomonas sp. EM1
Lineage: Eukaryota; Euglenozoa; Kinetoplastea; Trypanosomatida; Trypanosomatidae
Source: the annotation of a GenBank genome assembly
AUGCCGGCAAAGAAGUCGAAUACAGUGCUAUGCUCCCUCGAAAGUGUCGGGUCUAUCUUUCAGCAAGUCCAUAGAAGUGCGGCUCAUGCGCAGAAAUACAAAAAAGAACUGAUAGCGCUCGGUGAAGCACACCCACAAGAAUUCCGUGAAGCAAUGUGCAGUGUGAUGUUACUGAUAUUAAAGCAGGUCCCUCAGAUCACGGCCGAUGCGCUUAAGCGGCAUUACGCCUUUCUUGCGGAGGUCUGCAAAGGUCUUAAGGAGACUGUGCACUCCGACGGAAUCACCGUGGAGAUCCUAAAGUGCUUUCUCCCACUGCACAACGCGAACGAGAAGACCGUGCGGUUAGCCGUCGUCAGCACGUUUAAAACUCUUCUCAAACUCGUCGACCAAAGCAACACCUCCGAGGAAAGGCAGGAUCUUUACCAGGAUAUCGCCGAGGCGUUGAAAAAACGCGUGCAUGAUAAGUGGGCUCCGGUGCGGGAGAUGGCGGUUGCGUCCGUGGCGGCCUUUCAGACGGGGAAGAAGGACUGCGAUGUAACGCAGCAGCUCCUUGUGCUUCUCUGCACCGACACGAACGCGGAUGUGCGGCGGCAAAUCCUCCGAUGUGUGGUUCCACGAAAGGAGUUUCUCGAAGGUUAUUUUCAUGGUAUGGUGCGCUGCACGCGGGAUGUCGUCGCGCGGGUUCGCUCCGAGGCGUGGGAUGCGCUUGGUCGCUUCCCUUGGCGUUAUAUUAUGGCGUACGCGAACGCGAAAAAUGUCAAAAUGGCAGAUCGCAUUUCCGACGGGUUAAACGAUUCAAACGCGUCCGUCUGCAUUGCGUGCCGCGCCGCGUUGUUGAAUUGCUGGCUACAGCGUGAUUACAAGGCGGAGUGUGCGGCGCUUUUAGAGCUGAUGAUGGGUGGCUGCAACUCACUGAGUUUGGAUCCUUUCGAGGUGGUCGGGACUGAGUUGCUCAGAUAUUGCCAGAGGCGCGAUCCUGCGCAGCGUUUUGAGAUCAACCUCGCCGACAUUCACGCCCCGGGGCUGCUGAUGUGGAAGAUAGACUGUAAAGCGAGGUGUGAUUCAGAUGCUGGGGAUGAGACGUCGUUGCUUCUCUCCUUGGAGCAGUUUAGCGCAGUGCUGCAGGAUACGGUCUACGCCUACGCGCGGCCGGAUGUGGAGCCCAAAACGGUUCGCUUCCGCAACAUUGAGGACGCGGAAAAUAUGCUGCGCAUCUUGCUUUCCGUCUUUGACAUUUAUGAGGAAAGCGGCUACCUUGCUCACGCCGAUAACAACACCCGAACCUCGCUGUUGCGCAUCAUUAACUUUAUUCUAAAAGUCGUACCCGAUGACGACCCUGGGCUUUUCGUCGAUGCCGCGGUGCGUGCGUUGAAGUUCUUGACGACGCGAACCCCUGAGGAGGCCUCUACGACGAUCACGUCCGCGUUGGAUUCGCUAUUUCGAAGUCUAAAGCUGCCACAGCGACAUGGCUUGGGAUUUGACGAUGUCGAGGCGUUAGGUCGGAAAAGCCGUGAGCGGCAGCAGGAUUUAGCGCGAAUGAAGGCCCUUAUUCGCGCCGGAACCGCCACCCAGGAAGAGUUCGACCACCUUCAUGAGGCGAUUGACCGGGAUGAGAAAUUUCUGCUUCGCAUGCAGCUUAUGGUGCUGGCCUUUCUCUCUCACUCGCAGCGUGGGGAUGAUAUUCCGAUUUUUUGCUCUCAAAUGAUUCGCCUAGGGCGGCAACUAGAUAAUGAGGCGGUCCGAGUGGCGGCGACCAAGGCGCUGGCGCUUCAGUGCCUUAUCAGCCCCAACGCCGUGCACACCUUUAUGCCGCUUAUUCUAUCCGAAACGAGUGAACCCGUGCGAAACGACUUCACCUCGGUACCGUUGGCCGCCAUCGGGGUUGCCUUCGACCUCGUUAUGGAAUACGGACUGCGAUUUUUCGACACCACCAAGAGGCCUUCGAACCUCAACCCUGCGACCUUGUUUAACUCCGAAAACGCGAUCGACGUGCGGCUGCAGCACGAGCAGGCCCUUGCGGAGGAGAAUGUUCACAAAGUGGGGGGCGCCAACCUGCUUUCGACGCUUCGUUACUACCUCUGCCCAUCUCAGAAGCCUAAAAACGCGAUUACUUUGGUGGGAUUCUGCAAGCUGCUGAGUUGCAACCGCAUCCCCCAGGACGCCAUAACGGGCGUCAUGGCAGAGCUCCUUUUGCAUCACGUGCGUGCGCGAAUCACCCAGCAUCAGAACACCACGAGCGCUUUCAUAGUGGAUUACCUAACCAAAUUCCUUCGAAGCUUCUCUUCCAGCCAUCCAAAGCAGCAGGAGCGGUUUGCGAAGGGUGGGGUGGCCGCGUUCCGCGUUCUCCUGCUGCGGGAACCGUCUUGGGCGGCGAAGGUUAUUCAGUUCGUUCUGAAACUGUCGGAUCCCUUUACCUUAUGCCAAAUUCGCGAUAUCGACCCCGAAACGGCGCAUCGCGUGAAUAAGGAGUUGUCGGAAGCGAACCCCAACCCCAACAACCCUUCUGAGGACAAUGGAGGCCGUAACAAGAACCAUGACGGCAACGAGAGCGUGAACAACCACGCGCGAAAUUCGUCGAUCCGCACCAACGCCGCGCGCUCCUCGAUGCAGAGCGGGCGUCUGUUGCGAGAGCUCAGCCGCUACUCCCUGCAUGAAACGAUUGCGGAGGAGCUGUUGAUUGAACUCGCGCUUAGCACCAACACGGAGAGUCGCCAGGUGUGCAUGGAUGCGCUCGAAAAGCACAUGUAUUUCUACAGUAAGGAGAAUCAACCUUUUCUUUUGUACUGUGCUCGCGAGGCGGUGCGGGCGGUGCCGGAGGGCGAGGACGAACGCGCGCGUUUGCAGGGCUGGGUGAGCGAGCUCGAGCAGCGCUACUUCGAUGUCGAGCCGGCCGUAGCCGUGGAGAAUGAAGGGAACAUGCACGAAGAGAAGCUGGCGGAGCGUAAGGCAGGCCGAGAAGUGCUUUUGAACGAUCUCGUGGAGCGGGGCUACGCGGAGGUGGAUUGCGUACCACCGCAAGGAAACCGAACCCCUGCGUCGGUGAAGGUCAAGGUGGAGGAUCAGGAUCGAAAACGAGAUCGGGAGUUAGAUUUUUUUGAGAUUGAUACGAUUUUGGGCUCGCGACGAAAGGUGAAGUCCUAA